GGCGUUCCCGGACCUCGACGAUGAGUAGCUACGCAUACGACCCAACGAACGUGUGGCAACAGGCUGUCGAUCAGAACGGCUUUCUAUACUGGAUAAACACGCACACCGGACAGGCUACGUACCAACUUCCGGAUUCCUACCCCAACCCCAUGAUGAGCUAUCCGACGCAUCUCGCACCUAUGGGACCUGCGCCUGCAGAGAUGGGGUUGCCGGCGCUACACGCACACAUGGGAGGGCCACUACACAUGGGAGAGCCGACCUAUAGAAAGAGAGACACAUUUUUCUCUGCCGCCCAAGCAGUGGCAGCACUGUAUGUUGCUGACAAAGCGACUCGUGCACUUCAACCCAUCAGGGACAAAGCUCGCGGCAAAGCGGCUCGAAAGGUGAUUACGUCAUUUGGUAAGCCCUAACCCCCUCCUUUCUUGAGCCUCGAUGCACCACCCAGUAGGUGCAUCCCCCCUGGGAGCUCGCAAAUGGGUGAUCGUGUGGUUGUCGGUAGAGAUCAUCGAAAGGGGGCGAACAAGCACCGAGCAAGCGAUGGUUCCUCGGGGAAAAGCGCUUGUUGUACAGCGGGAGGCCAUAAGGACCUUUCCUACCAUGUUCAAAGUCCUUUCUGUUCUUAUUGUUUCUGUCCUCGGCGAAAAAGUAAGUGUAUUGCCCGUCAACACUUACUUGACGUAAAUAUUCGAGGCAUCUUCCGGGGGGGGGGGUUGGGCACCUCUAUGUACCAAUGUACAGCACGGCACCCAGAUUUGGUUUUUCAGGACUUUUAAGUCUCUAUUUAGUCUCGUGACUGCGUCCGCGAAGCAAUCGCCAGGCUAGGGAUCGGAAUACUAUUGUCCACGCUUAACACACCAAUAGUAAUUUAUUUUCGGUCCGGGCUUGAAUGAUUUUAGUUUACCAAGAGAGCGCUAGAGGUUUCGCUCAUCAUUGUGUGACGCUUACGGGUAGGUACAUUCGUGCGCCCCCCACGUUUUUUAGCAAUCGCACCAUGUCGUGAUGCAGGCGUGCCUUUCACUCUCGAUAUUUUCACUUGUAAGUAAGUGUGAACCAUGUUUUAUGAUUUUGGUGAAUUGAUCCAUCUGGCUGUGUAGUUUUAGGAUAAUCCCCCGCGUUUUAGAGUGGUUGUCAACGGAUGAACAUGCCAAGAAUGAAUGUAGAUACAGUAGGUUGAUGGGGACGGUUAAGUGAUAAGCAAGAGAGACUUCGCAUACUGCACUCAAGGCGAUGUUUACGUUAAUCAAGUCGGUCACGCGAUUGGAAGUACCUCGAGGUUAAGCUAGCAUUCUUGCGGCUUCAGGAAAUGGCGAGAAAACAAGUAGCUGGUUGGCGUUCUUGGUACGAUUCGUCCCGUUUUACUCUCUGCAUUUAUUUUUUAGAGGAGGGGGGGUGUUCGACUGUUGUUUUUCUCGACGUGUCGACGUUGUCGUGGUACGUUUCUGAUGCAAUUAAGUUUUUGUCUAUAUCAAAGACGCAUCUCUGUGCUAUCUGUACUACUCGAACGUUUGGCGCUGCUUU
Molecule: messenger RNA, 1518 nt
Organism: Ectocarpus siliculosus
Lineage: Eukaryota; Phaeophyceae; Ectocarpales; Ectocarpaceae
Source: the annotation of a GenBank genome assembly